Theileria annulata is the source of this 363-nucleotide messenger RNA. RefSeq lists its product as uncharacterized. NCBI's taxonomy places the organism in Eukaryota, Apicomplexa, Aconoidasida, Piroplasmida, Theileriidae. Bases 1 to 363 code for a protein of 120 amino acids. The record is from RefSeq and is a predicted model, not a curated record. The transcript has a single exon.
AUGAAUUUCGAUAACGCUUAUAAUUCUUCUAGGGAUCCCAUUCCCGGCUUUAAUAUGAGUCGCGUUCAAGGUGUAGAGAAUUUUAAACGAAACGAACACUUUUUAUACCUUAAACAGGAAUUUGAUCCUGAUCACGCUUCAAAUGAUCCAAAUUCUAACCCCAAAUCAUCUAAUUUCAACUCCAAAACAUCUAAAACACCUAACUUCACUAGUGGAUCCGAGAAGUUCUCAAAGGUUAGACAAUAUAUUCAGGAGAAUAAGGAUUUGAAAUCAAUUGCUAGAGGCAACAAAGCAACCAAAUUGGCCUUUCUUGGCGUAUCUGUUGUUUUCUGUAUUGCCUGCUCUAUUGGACUCUACUGGUGA